UUAAUUGUCAAAUUAUUCCGAAUUCCAAUCGCAUCGGAAACUGAUUACUUUACUCUAUGGGAAACUGAAUGUGCAAAACAGUAAAAAUAAGCUGAAAACGUAAAAAUGUCUUCACUAGACGACAGCGAGGAGCCCGAAGUCCUCGUCGAUGAAAUAAUAUACGCAGCGGACUGCGAUACAGUGUGCAAUAUAUGCAGUGCAGAAUUCCUCGACCCACAAGACUUGCAGCAACAUUUAACUCAAGUGCACUCGUCAGAGAUCCCGAACCUCGUCCAAUGCCAAUUCUGCACAUCAAGCGUGCCAGACCUCGAGAAAUACGCGCACCACAUCCGUGAUUACCAUUUAAAAUCUCUUAAAAUGUGCAGUUUUUGCACCAAAAUUUUUCUAGACUUCGACCAGCAUAGGAAGCAUGAACGGCGACAUUAUUGCACGAAAAAAGAUUAUGCGUCUUGCUCGCAGUGUCCAGAGUGCUUUACAAGUUACGCUGAGCUCGAAAGACAUGAAUAUGAGCACCAUAACAAUGAAAAUGAUGGGUUUAUGCUCCAAGAUUUUUUCCCUAUCCUGUCUUCAGUACUUCAUAUGAGAGCUGUAGAGUUUAUCAAGCGGAUGAACAACAGCCAGUCUUGCGAGUGCGUAGCGUGUGGCUACAAGUCUGUAGAUGUCAAAAAGUACAUACAGCACCUCCAAAAUGGAAACUGUAAGUCAUACUCUUGUAAUAAUUGUUCAAACACGUAUAAACGGAAGAAGUUCCUUCUCCGCCAUUUGAGUAUUCACAAGGAGUGUUUUAACUCAAUGUCGAGUGAGGUGAGACAAAAGUGUACAGAAUGUCAAGAGAAUAUACUUUCAAGGUUUUACCAAAGCCACGUGAAGCAAUGCAAGCCAAUAAAAUGUAUUCCGUGCAACAUAAUUUUCAAUUCUUUGGACGAGUUGUCAUCCCAUCAGUGUAAGAACCAUCCUUUGGCCGUGGAAGUGAAGUUGUGCAAGUUCUGCUGCAGGCAAUGUGUUGGAACGUACGCUUUACGUAAACACAUGAUCCGAACCCACAGAGAGGAUAUCUGGCUCUAUAAAUACAAAUGUGUGACUUGCGACACACCGUUCAAACAUCCACAGAAGUUGUUUGCACAUUACUUCAUAAAGCAUAAAGAGUUAGAACCGUACACUUGUAAAAUUUGUGACAAAACUUUCCGUUUGAGAAAACGGUUCACAAUACACAUCAAACUGGAUCACAAGAGUGUUGGCUUUGUUGAGUUAGAUGAGAACUACCACGUUUUCUUUACUGAAAAGAAGCCGGAGAAACCGUUUGUGCCUCGUUGCGUUUUGUCUGAAGAUGAGCUCCGUAUGUGCACAGAUGAUACUAUUUUAAAGAAGAAGAAAGAAAAGACAGAUGAGAAAGACAAACUUGACUUGGAUCUACUCAAUCAGACUGAAACGGAAGGGAAUAUUACAGAAGUUGAGGUUGGGACCAAAAAGGUAUUGAAGCAUAAGAGACUUACUAAGCGGAGUAAAAAAACAGAAGAUGAAGUGAUUCCUAUAGACUCAACAGAUGAAGAAGACGUUCCAUUAGUCUCCUUAAAAACACUGAAACCUAAAAAGGGAUUUGAGCCUAUCUGGGCGCGAAAGAAAUCUAUAAAAGACAAUCGAAAGCAACUUACUUGUAACAUUUGCAAUAAAUACUGCUACACAUUUCAGAAUUAUCAACAUCAUAUGUCGUUACAUGGUAAAAAUGAUGUUAAAACUUGUAUUAAAUGCUCUCAAGAGUUUAAAAGCAAGGAGAAGCUCAACCAGCAUAUAGAGACAGAGCAUUCCUCGUCAAAACUUACUGAGACGUUAAAGAACUUGCUAGAAAAGCGAAAGAAAAUCACAGCACCACCAAACAUGAUGACUACAGCAGAGAAAUUCCAGCGAACUAUCAAAAAAACUAAAGUAGACACCAUAAACUCAUCAACCGCGACGGUAACUCCUGUCGAAAAUGGAUUAUCUGUCCAGAAGUUUUUAGAAACUUUCACACCGGAAGACCCAUCGCACCCAUCUAACGUACAUAUUGAGAACUGUGUGUCAAUUAAAGCAAUAAGCGACCCUUUCUUCAGAAAAUCGACUAUUCAAAUGACUAAGUUCGAGCAAGCGGAGUCUUAUGACAAUCCAAAGUUGCAAUUGCCUGUCAAAUUCACGCAAUACGACUCUGAACCGGUGAAGUGUAAUAUCAAGAUAGUGCACAAUGUAUAUACUUCAAACAAUUUCUUUACCGAAAGCUAUGAUUAUUGCGAUAGAACAGAAAGCAUUCCGGACGUAGCUCAAGAAGUUAUGCUGGAGGUCACAGAGGAGCCAAAACAAAUACAGGUUCCAAAUAGAGUGGUUCUGCCUAUACCUCAAGGCUGUGAUAAUGUAUCUAUAGCCCAUUUACAACCACAAGCACCGUAUUACAAAAUUGUAAAGAUGAAUGACAUAUUGGAACCGCGGGUAGAGGAAUCAAAAAGCGAAUUGAUCAGACUGCCUGAUGGUACCCAGAUGAUUACAGUCAACCCGUUAAAGCAUUUAUUAGGAGAUAGGAAUGUUGAUGAGAUCCUGCAGCCUUUAAAGAAUAAGUAUUAUAAGCCGAAGGUAGUGAAAAAUGUUGAGAACUUGUUGACAAAAGCUUUGGAGAAGGCAAACGCGCCUACCAACGUAAGGAAACGAAAAUCUAACAAGAAGAUAUGUAACAAUGAAAUUGGAAAUCAAAAUAGUAAUGCGUAGAGUUUGCUUUUGGUUCUUACUUAAAUUUUAAGUUGUAAUGUUUGAUUAGUUAUUUGGCUACUCUAAGUGACAGUGUAAAUAUAGUAAUUAUGUUUUAAAAUCUAGUGCAGUGUGGUAGCAUAGGUACUUGCAACCAGGGUGGUCCCAGAAUUGCACAAGAUACCAGGGGAGAGUCAAUCUCUUGACUGGUUCAGGCAAAAAUGUAAAAAUUAAAGAAUUUAUUUCCUUCGGCAACCCUAUGCUACACCACUGAUCUAGUCUUGAAUUAAUUAUAUUUCACUAUUCAAAAUAA
Molecule: messenger RNA, 3022 nt
Organism: Manduca sexta (tobacco hornworm)
Lineage: Eukaryota; Metazoa; Arthropoda; Insecta; Lepidoptera; Sphingidae
Product: zinc finger protein Xfin-like
Exons: 1
Coding region: 106-2730 (874 amino acids)
Biological process (GO): regulation of transcription by RNA polymerase II
Cellular component (GO): nucleus
Molecular function (GO): DNA-binding transcription factor activity, RNA polymerase II-specific; RNA polymerase II transcription regulatory region sequence-specific DNA binding
Source: RefSeq, a predicted model, not a curated record